Molecule: messenger RNA, 9396 nt
Organism: Salmo salar (Atlantic salmon)
Lineage: Eukaryota; Metazoa; Chordata; Actinopteri; Salmoniformes; Salmonidae
Source: RefSeq, a predicted model, not a curated record
GACACAGAUUAAACAAUGCCAUUAUAAAGGAGGCUGUCAAGCAGCACUCUACACUUUUACCUGAAGCCCACUUCACCUGGACACUAACUAUGGGGUGGACAGCUCUGUGGUUGUGUGUUCUCGCUCUGCCACUAACGAGCGCCAUCCAGGUGAAAGCCAAGAAAGCGCGCCAGUCCAACCAUGUGAACAGCAUCUGCAGCACCUGGGGCAGAGAGCACUUCAAGACCUUCGAUGGAGACGUGUACCAGUUCCCAGGGACGUGUGAAUACAACCUGGCCUCCGACUGCCACUCUGAGUCCUACCAGGAGUUCUCUGUGCACCUGAAGAGGAACGAGGCUACUGAGGCUGAGGGGAACCCUACGGUCAAACACGUAGUGGUCACUAUCAACGACCUUGUCUUCCACCUGACCAAGACUCAGGUCGCGGUCAACGGAGAAAUUGUAACUCUGCCGUACUACAAUGGAGGAGUCCAACUGGAGAGGAAUGCAGUUUACACCAAACUCUACUCCAAGGUUGGCCUGGUUGUCAUGUGGAAUGGAGAAGAUGCCGUCAUGGUGGAGCUGGACACGGAGUAUACCAACCGUACCUGUGGUCUCUGUGGAGACUUUAAUGGCCUUCCAGUCCACAAUGAGUUUAUUCAUAAUGGUCGUAAAGUGAGCCCCAUUGAGUUUGGAAACAGGCAGAAGGUCCACAGGCCCAACGAGGAUUGUGAAGACCCCUAUGAAGAGGAAGAGGAAGAUGAACCUGCAGACGUUCAGCCUAAAGAGGACACGUGCAAGGAGUUUCAUGCCCAGUGUGACCAGCUCCUACGCUCGCCGUUGUGGAGCUCCUGUGGUGCGGUUGUGAACCCUGAGCCCUACAUCCAGGCCUGUAUUCAGGACCUGUGUGGAUGCAGCAACACUUCUGACAGCUUCUGUGUCUGCAGCACCCUGGCAGAGUACUCCAGACAGUGCUCCCAUGCUGGGGGACAGCCACCCCACUGGAGAACAACAGCCUUCUGUGACAAGCAGUGUCCGUUCAACAUGGUGUAUCUGGAGAGUGGCUCUCCCUGCAUGGAUACCUGUACCCACUCAGACACCAGCUCACUGUGUGAAGAACACCUGAUGGACGGCUGCUUUUGCCCUCACGGGACUGUGUUUGAUGACAUCUCAAAGCGGGGGUGUAUCACUCAGGACCAGUGUCAGUGCAAACAUGACAAAGUUUACAACUCUGGAGAAGUAUUCAGACAGGACCGUGAGGAAUGUGUCUGUCACCAUGGUCAGUGGUCCUGUAAAAGUCUUCCCAGCCCUGCUACAUGUGCAGUUGAGGAGGGUUCACACGUGACGACCUUCGAUGGAAAAGCAUACACCUUCCAUGGGGACUGCUACUACCCCUUAGCCAAGGUGGAAAGCAAGGAUGAAGCCAGUCCAAAGUUCACUGUGCUGGUCCAGCUGGUUCCCUGUAUAAGACAGAAGUUUGACACUUGCCUCAAGAGUGUUGUGGUUUUGCUAAACAAUGAUAGAAACAACGCUUUGGUGAUUACCGCCGAUGGGAAAGUCAGCCACAAUGCACAGAUCACUCUGCCUUACAAUACAGCUGGCAUCAGUGUGUUCAAGCCGUCAUCCUUCCACAUAAUGCUCCAGACCAGCUUUGGGCUGCAGGUUCAGAUCCAGCUGGUCCCUAUCAUGCAGGUCUAUGUCACCCUGGAUGAGAGCUACAAGAGCAAGACACAAGGUCUGUGUGGGAACUUCAACAAGGUUCUGUCUGAUGACAUGAAGACCCCUCAGGGUAUGGUGGAGGGAACAGCCUCUUCAUUUGGGAACUCCUGGAAGGCUAAUCCUACCUGCAAAGACAGAGAGGAGAGGCUGGAUGACCCCUGCUCCCUCAGUGUGGAGAAUGAGAACUAUGCUAAACAUUGGUGCUCCAUGCUAAGAAGUUCUGACAGCACUUUUGCCAAGUGCCAUGCCAUGGUGGACCCCGAGCUUUACUACAAGCGAUGCACGUACGCUAGCUGCAACUGUGAGAAGAGUGAAGACUGCCUGUGUGCCGUCUUUUCGUCCUAUGUGCGAGACUGUGCUACCAAGGGAGUGGUCCUGUCGGGCUGGAGAGAGAACGUGUGUGACAAAUACACUGGUAACUGCCCAGCGUCUCAGACCUACUCUGACCAGCUCCAGAGAUGUCAGCUGACCUGUAGCUCCCUGGCCAGCAAACGGCAGGGUUGUACCAACGACUUCCUCCCCGUGGAUGGUUGCUCCUGCCCGGACGGACUCUACAUGGAUGACAGGGGCACCUGUGUACCCAUGGACAAAUGCCCCUGCUUCCACAACGGGGUCCACAUCAAGCCUGGGAAGUCCAUCAACAUUCAGGAGGAGCACUGUGUCUGCAAUAAUGGGAAGCUUCACUGCCGUUCCUGGAAAAUGCGUUCAGAGAGUACCUGCCAGUCGCCAAAGGUGUUCUUGAACUGCUCCAAUGACCUGGGAGUACAGUGUUCACGGAGCUGUAGGAACCCGGAUUUCAUGGACUGUUUCUCCGCAGAGUGUGAGUCUGGGUGCAAGUGUCCCAUGAGUCUGUGGGAGGAUGGGAAAGGUAUGUGUGUGAAAAAACAUGAAUGCCCAUGCAGCCAUGAUGGAUUCCUCUACGCCCCAGGAAAACAGAUCCCAAACGGAUGUAACACUUGCACCUGUAAGAGUGGGAAAUGGGACUGCACAGAUAAGAAGUGCCCAGGAACCUGUAGCAUCUAUGGCAGUGGCCAUUACAAAACCUUUGAUGAGCGCACGUAUGGCUUCCAAGGAAAAUGUGGCUAUGUGGCUGUCCAGAACAAAUGUGGGAACCAGCCUGGCCAGGACAAAUUCAUGGUGAUCACAGAAAACAUACCGUGUGGAACCACAGGCACCACUUGCUCCAAGUCUGUCAGGGUUCAACUGGGGAGAACAGAGCUGAAACUAUCAAAGAAGACCUAUGAAGUGGUGGACCUAGGAGUGGGCUCUCAGAUCCAGUACCGAGUGAGGACCGUCGGUCUGUACCUGAUUGUUGAGUCAGACAUUGGGAUCGCAGUGCUGUGGGACCGCAAAACUACCGUCCGCAUCAUCCUGGAGCCACAGCAUAGUGGAGCAGUGUGCGGCCUGUGUGGGAACUAUAAUGGAGACGGCAGAGAUGACUUCACCACGCAAGGUCAGCUGAUAGUCAGCAGUCCUGUGGAUUUUGCUAACAGCUGGAAAGUGUCAAGCACUUGUCCCGACGCAGAAAGCAACGUCGACCCAUGUGGAGCCAGACCCAACCGUCACAACUGGGCUAAGAUGCAGUGCAGCAUCAUCACAGGAAAGACUUUCCAAUCGUGCCACAAGAAGGUAGAUCCUACUCUGUUCUUUGAGAACUGUGUGAAAGACUCCUGUGCCUGUGAUACUGGUGGAGACUGUGAGUGUUUCUGUACAGCUGUAGCAGCCUACGCCCAGGCCUGCACUGAAGCUGGAGUCUGUGUUGCAUGGAGAACACCAGAAAUUUGUCCUGUGUUCUGUGACUACUACAACGAUCCAGGUGAAUGUGAAUGGCAUUACAGCCCUUGCCACACACCUUGCUACAAGACCUGUCUGAAUCCAAGUAUGACCUGUAACAACUCUCUUCCAAAUCUGGAAGGUUGUUACCCACAAUGCCCUCCAGAAAGACCUAUAUUUGAUGAAGAGACCGGGGAGUGUGUUGAGGAAUGUAAUAAAACAACAACACUACCACCAUCAACAACACCAUGGACACCAACAACUACCACGCUGACAACAGAACCUCCAACAACAACACCAAUACAACCAACAACAACACCACCAACAACCACACCAAUACCACCACCAACAACACCAACACCACAAACAACAACAACCACACCAAUGCCAACAACAACCACACCAACACCACCAACAACAACAACACCACAAACAACAACACCAAUGCCACCAACAACAACAACACCAAUACCACCAACAACGACCACACCAAUACCAACAACAACAACACCCCCACCAACAACAACAACACCCCCACCAACAACAACAACACCAAUAUCAACAACAACAACACCAAUGCCAACAACAACAACACCAACAACAACACCAACACCAACAACACCAAUACCACCAACAACUACAACACCAAUACCACCAACAACUACCCCCCAGACAACAGAGCCAACAACUACUCCUUGUAUUCCUACCUGUGAGUGGUCAGAAUGGUAUGAUGAAGAUGAUGAUAAAGACAAGAGUGACUGGGAAACGUAUUGGAAUAUCACACAGAGUGGAAAAGAAGUGUGUGAAGAUCCACAGGAUAUUGAAUGUGUAGCUACAGACUACCCUGAUAUGAGCUUAGAGGACUAUGUAGCUUCGACAGGACAAGUUGUGGAGUGCGAUGUUGACUUCGGUUUAAUAUGUGAAGAAAAUAAACAGACUCAGAGACCAUAUAAGUGCAAGAACUAUAAGAUUAGAGUCCUCUGUUGCGUUGAAUGUUUAUCAACAACAUCACCAAAACCAACAACAACAGCAACACCACCACCAACAACCACACCAUUACCACCAACAUCUACCACCUCAAAACCACCAACAACAACAACAUUACCACCAACAACAACCACACCAAUACCAACAACAACAACUACACCAAUACCACCAACAACAACAACACCAAAGCCAACACCACCAACAACAACAACAACCACACCAAUGCCAACAACAACCACACCAAUACCACCAACAACAACACCAAUACCACCAACAACAACAACACAAAUACCAACAACAACAACAACAACAACACCAAUACCAACAACAACCACACCAAUACCACCAACAACAACACCAAUACCAACAACAACAACCACAACAAUACCAACAACAACACCAAUACCACCAACAUCUACCACCCCAAAACCACCAACAACAACCACACCAAUGCCACCAACAACAACACCAAUAAUACCACCAACAACAACAACACCAAUACCACCACCAACAACAACACCAACACCACCACCAACAACAACCACCACACCAAUGCCAACAUCAACCACACCAAUACCACCAACAACAACCACACCAACACCACCAACACCACCAACAACAACAACCACCACACCAAUGCCAACUACAACACCAAUACCACCAACAACAACCACACCAAUACCACCAACAACAACAACACCAAUACCACCAACAACUACAACACCAAUACCACCAACAACUACAACACCAAUACCACCAACAACAACCACACCAAUACCACCACCAACAACCACACCAAUAACAACAACAACAACAACACCAAUACCACCAACAACAACAACACCAAUACCAACAACAACAACAACAACAACACCAACAACUACAACACCAAUACCACCAACAACUACAACACCAAUACCACCAACAACAACCACACCAAUACCACCAACAACAACAACACCAAUACCACCAACAACUACAACACCAAUACCACCAACAACUACAACACCAAUACCACCAACAACAACAACACCAAUACCACCACCAACAACCACACCAAUAACAACAACAACAACAACAACAACACCAAUACCACCAACAACAACCACACCAAUAACAACAACAACAACAACAACAACACCAACAACACCAAUACCACCAACAACACCAACACCAACAACACCAAUACCACCAACAACUACAACACCAAUACCACCAACAACUACCCCCCAGACAACAGAGCCAACAACUACUCCUUGUAUUCCUACCUGUGAGUGGUCAGAAUGGUAUGAUGAAGAUGAUGAUAAAGACAAGAGUGACUGGGAAACGUAUUGGAAUAUCACACAGAGUGGAAAAGAAGUGUGUGAAGAUCCACAGGAUAUUGAAUGUGUAGCUACAGACUACCCUGAUACGAGCUUAGAGGACUAUGUAGCUUCGACAGGACAAGUUGUGGAGUGCGAUGUUGACUUCGGUUUAAUAUGUGAAGAAAAUAAACAGACUCAGAGACCAUAUAAGUGCAAGAACUAUAAGAUUAGAGUCCUCUGUUGUGUUGAAUGUUUAUCAACAACAUCACCAAAACCAACAACAACACCACCACCAACAACCACACCAUUACCACCAACAUCUACCACCUCAAAACCACCAACAACAACACCAUUACCACCAACAACAACACCAAUACCAACAACAACAACUACACCAAUACCAACAACAACCACACCAAUACCAACAACAACAACGACACCAAUACCACCAACAACAACCACACCAAUACCCAACAACAACGACACCAAUACCACCAACAACAACCACACCAAUCCACCACCACCAACAACAACAACAACAACACCAGUACCACCAACAACAACAACCACACCAAUACCACCAACAACAACAAAACCAACAACAACAACACCAAUACCACCAACAACUACCACACCAAUAACAACAACAACACCAACAACACCAACACCAACAACAACAACACCAAUACCACCAACAACAACAAAACCAACAACAACCACACCAAUACCACCAACAACUACCACACCAAUACCACCAACAACAACCACACCUAAACCACCAACUACAACAGAAGCCAUAACUCUAACCACAACCCCAACGACAACAGAAGGAUCAACCACAACCCCCAGGACAUCUGAAGAAUCAACCACAACCCCAACGACAACAGAAGAAUCAACCACAACCCCCAGGACAACUGAAAAACCAACCACAACCACCCCUGUCACAGACACCACAACCACUAAAGCUCCUACAACAACACCUAAACCACCUACUACAACUGAAGCCACAACUCCAAUGACAUCCAUAUCACCAACAACCCAUGAAUCGGUUGUCACUGGUCCUCCAAUAACUGUUCCGACACCUCCAAUUACAGGAAGUGUAGUCAGUUCAAUACCAACCACAACUGGGACACCAACCCCACCACCAAUCACUUGUCCUGAGUGGGACAAAGUGCAAAAUGAGACUUUCUGGAUCUGCAACUGCACUUUGGCCAGAUGUAUUGAAAACAACACCAUUGAGAUAAUUCCAUAUGAAUGCCCAGAGCCUGAGCCAAUCACAUGUACUAAUGGCAAGAAACCAGUGCUACAGUGGGAUGAGUUCUACUGCUGCCAACACUACGUGUGUGAUUGCGUCUGUGAGGGUUGGGGAGACCCCCAUUAUAUCACCUUCGACGGGCUCUUCUACAGCUUCCAAGGGAACUGUACCUAUGUGCUGAUGGAGGAGAUGUGGCCACGUCACCACUUUAAGAUCUACAUCGACAAUGUAAACUGUGAUCCCACCGAGGAUGUGUCUUGUCCUCGAGCCAUCAUCGUGUCCUACCGCUCAACAGUUAUAACACUGAAGAAUCACAACCUCAUUGGAGCUGCUCAGUUGGAGGCUCUUAUUGAUGGAGUUUCCCUGAGACUACCCUUCACACGGCACGGUGUGAAGGUGAUGAACUCUGGUAUCAACAUGGUCUUGGAGAUAGCACAACUCCAGGUGGUAGUUACCUUUGGUGUCACUGGCUUCAGCGUCAACCUUCCUUGGCAACACUUUGGCAACAAUACACAGGGUCAUUGUGGAACAUGUAGCAACAACCAGGCUGAUGACUGCAUGUUGCCUGGAGGUCAGCUGGUGGAGAACUGUGCUGUGAUGGCAGACUACUGGCCAGCCAAGGACCUUUACCAGCCUGACUGCCAUGUGCCACCUGGAAUCCCCACCAACUCUCCUCUCCCUGAACCCACACAGAAGCCAUGCAAGCCAGACUCCUCUGUCUGUGAUCUCCUAAAGGACAGCAUUUUUGCAGCCUGUCAUCCAUUUGUCUCACCUGACAACUUCUUCAAGGGCUGUGUCUAUGACAGCUGCCACGUGUCCAACCCAGCGGUGGAGUGCACCAGUCUGCAGACAUACGCUGCUGCCUGUGCCCAGUUUGGAGUAUGCAUCUACUGGAGAAACCACACCGCCCUAUGUGCCAGCGACUGCCCAGCUGACAAAGUCUACAAGCCCUGCGGUCCUGCCGAACAGCCAACCUGUGAUGAUAAUCCAGACGAGUCUAGGAUGAACUUCACCACAGAAGGCUGCUUCUGUCCUGAUGGGAUGAAACUCUUCAACAAGGACUCAGGGAUCUGUGUUGAUAAGUGUGGAUGCAUUGACCCUGAAGGUGUUCCGCGAGAGUUCAACGAGAGGUUUGAGUACAAGUGCCAGGAUUGCGUUUGUUUGGAGUCCACCAAGACUGUGACCUGUAAACCCAAGGUCUGCUCCAAACCACCAGUAGAGAUAUGCACUGGGCCAGGCUUUGUAUAUGUCAACCAAACCGAUCCAUCGGAUCCAUGCUGCUCCAGCCUCGUCUGCCGUUGUGACAGCAGCACUUGCCCACCUACCAACAUGAACUGUCCUAUUGGGUUCGUGCCAGUGGUUUCAGUCCCUGAGGGAAAAUGCUGUCCAGAGCACACAUGUGAGCCUAAAAGAGUUUGUCUUCACAAAGGCAUUGAAUACCUGCCUAAUUCUAAAGUACCAGGAUCAGAGUGCCAGGAGUGCACCUGCACCAACAAAGUGGACCCCAAGUCUGGUCAUUACCAAAUUGACUGUGGAUUCAUGCAAUGUGACGAAGAUUGUGAAAAGGGAUAUGAGUACCAGGAGCCAGGCUAUUCUUCAGAUGACUGCUGUGGUAAAUGUGUUCAGACCCACUGUGUCCUCCAGAUCAAUGGGACCAAGCAGUUGUUGAAGCAUGGAGAUACAUGGUCAGCUCCUGGUGAUAAGUGCCAGCAGUACAGCUGUGUGAAAAAUGGUGAUAGUUAUCUGACCCAGAGCUCCAACAUCCAUUGCCCACCCUUCCAGGAGGCCAACUGCCAGCCUGGUUCAAUUCAGACCGCUGCAAACGGCUGCUGUAGAAUUUGUGUGGAGAAGGACAAGGCCUGUAAGAAAGGAUCCAUGAAGAGUUUCAUCAACCACAUGAGCUGCCAGUCUAUUGAGGAGGUGGAGAUGCCGUACUGUGAGGGAUCCUGCAACACCUUCACCAAGUACUCUGCGAUGGCUGCGUCUCUGGACCACUCGUGUGCGUGUUGCCAGGAGUCCCGGUCCAGUAACCGUACGGUGGACCUACAGUGUCUGAAUGGAGAUGUGGUGCCCUACACCUACCUACACGUGGAGGAAUGUAGCUGCAGACACAGCGACUGCCACAAAGCCAUUAGGGUGCCUGCCCGCAAGACACGCAGCAACACGCUGGUGUAAAUGGGAUCCGUACUAAUCCAGAUGGGACUAGUCCAGCACCAAUCCACUCGCUGCUUACUAAGGAACCCCCUGCUACCCUGCUUCACAUGGCUGUUAUUUAUCUAAUCGCUUGGUUUAUAUAUAACAUGUAGAUUAAAUGAUAUUUAAAACGAAGAAAUGUAGAAACUUGUGCUUACUUAUCUUAUUAAAAUGCAACCUUCAAAUA